GCGGCGGCGGCGGCGCAUGCGCGGGAGGCGGUGGUUGCCCUGGCAUCGCAGCUGAGGGAGCCGCAGCCCGUGAGGGGGACGACGGAGGGGAAGCGCGCGGAGAGGCGGCGGCGGCGGCGGCGGCGCCCCUGAAACCCCGGGAGCGGCCGGAGGAGGAGGAGGAGGAGGAGGCAGAGGGCCGCCCGGGCCCCGUCUUGGCCGAGAUGAGGGACCGCCUGGCCGAGCUGGCAGCGGUGAGGGCGGCGGCGGCGGCAGAGGGAGGGUCCCGGGGGGGGGCGGGGGGGUUGUCAGCCUGGCAUCAGGUUGUCUGGAAGGCGCCCCCUAGAGGGGCUCCAGCCCCUGGGGUGGGGUUCCGGGGGGCUUACUUUGGAGUAGGCGCGCCCCGGGGUCGCUGAGCCCCGAGUUCGGGUCCACCUCGCGCUGCUGCUCUCGGGUGUAACGUAAAACGUAUAAAUAUGAAAUCGGGUGCUAUUUUAUUGUUAGGAUUUAUUCGUUUGUUCCCCCCCCCCCCUUCUUCAGCGCGACUUCUGAGUAGGCAUAUGUAAAGGGGCUGGGCACUUCGCAGCAUCCUCGUGUUGUUGCACUCGUGAAAGACUCGUGUCGAUGCUAAACGUGUGUGUUUUUGUGUGCAUAUUAUUAUUAUUUAUUAGUUUGCUGGAUUUCGGUUGGGGGGGUUGUUUUGUUUUUUGUUUACUUUGUUUACAGCGGGUCUUUGCUUUUGAAUAGGCGCCUAAAGGGCUGGGCUCCGUGUUAGCAGCAUCCUUGCUUUGCUCUCAUAAAAAAAAACCUAAAAAAACAAACCCCCGUGUUAAUAUAAAAUGUGAGUGCGCAUUUCAUUAAUGUUGUUGUUUUCAUUAUUAUUGUGCUGGAUUUAUUCAUUUGGGGGUUAUUUGCUUACUUUAAAGAGACAUUUUUUUGAGUGUGUGUGUAUGUAUGUAUUAUCUCUCCAUCUGAAGAUCACAGGGCAGUUUGCAGUGUAAAAAUACAAAUUGAGAAGACAAAUAACAGGAAAAACAUAAGCAAUAACCUGCUUCUAAAAGGCUAAGCAUGAACAUGCUAUUUAAAAUGGGUAUUUAGCUCUCACAAUUUUGUCUGUGUGUGUGUGUGUGUGUGUGUGUGUGUGUGUAGAGCCUUGAAAAUAUGUAAAAGAGCUCUUAAUUCAUAGCAUUCUCCUUGCCUUACUCUCAUUAAAGCCUCAUGUUAAUAUAAAAUGUGCAUGUGCACUUUUAUUAUGAUGAUUAUUGUGCUGUAUUCGGUUUUGGAUUUUUUUUUACUUUAAUGGGGCUUAACUUUGAGUAGGUGUGUAAAGGACUGGGCUCUGAGUAUGUGUUUGUCUUAAAAUGUGCAUGUGCACUAUAUUAUUAUGUUGGAUUGCUUCGUUGUUUUUUCUUUUUCUUUAAUAGGGCUUACUUUUGAGUAGGCAAGUAAGGGAUUGCUCUUGAGGACUGUCUUUAUCUGACCUGUGCACGAAUUUCAUAAAGACUCCUGUGUAUGCAUAUUUUUAUUAUGCUAGAUUGAUUAGCUUUUGUUUUUUACAUUUUCUUUUAUGGGACUCACUUUUGAGUAGCUUGAGAUCUGUCUUUAUAGCAUCCUCAUUGUACUGCUCUCAUAAAAACUCGUUUCAGAUAAAAUGUGUGCAUGUAUGUUUUUACUAUGCUAAAUUGAUCUGUUUUUCUUUACUGCUCCAGAUUCUCAUUGUGUGCAGAAAAGCAGAACAUGCUUAGAAACAUAUAUAAUCUAACACAUAUACACAUUAUAUAAUGUACAUAUUAAAAUGUGUAUGUGCCUGUGUACACACCAUACAUUUAAAGCACAUCCCUCCCAAAGAAUCUUAGAAACUGUAGUUUAAGUGUGCUGGAAAUUGUAGCUCUGAGGAGUGAACUGCAGUUCCCAAGGUUCAUUGGGUAGGGAAAUCUGUAGUGUAUAUGCUCCCUUUUUCUUUUUUACAUUUUCAUAAUUUUUUUACAAAAAGGUAUAAACAAGUUUAAUGACUAUCUAGUACAGUACAAUAAAAAUAUGUGUGCAUAAAUUUAAUAUAAUAGAGCUUGUUUGUUUUUAGAGGCAUCUAAUGUAAAGUGUGUUUGUGCAACUGUGUAUGUAUUGGACUGGAUUGUACUUAUCUUUUAAAUGGGUGGAUAACCUGCAAUCCUUCAGGUGUUUCUGUACUCCUUAACUCCUCUUACAACAGGGACUAUAAGAAUGGAUGAUGGGAGUUUUAGUUACCUUUUAAAAAUAUUUAACGCUUUCCCAGUUGGUUUGCUGUGGUUAGCUUCAGAAGUACCUGUUUCUUCUGUGAUUUUUUAGAUGCUAGGAAGAGGUGUAUUUCAAGCCCUUGUUGCAUCUAAGAAUUAUUUUCUUCCCUGACAUUCUGAAGCAGUGGAGCCACAUUUGACUUCCUUUGCCCCAUAUAGCAUUCCUAAGGGUAAGAACAAUUUGCCCUUAGAAGAACACAGAUCUUCCUUAAUGCUUUCUGCAUGUGUUAGAGAAAGCCCAGAGUAGUAAUUAAUACAGAACAGGCCACUUCUUCUGACAGUGGAUAAGUCUGCGGUAUCUCUCUGCUGGAAGGGAUCAAAUACUCAAAUCACACCUAAUGCAGAGAUGUGUCAAAUUACCCACCCUGGUUGGAAUGCAGUAGCUGAGGUGCAGUGGGGAGGUGUUUGGGUGGGUUGGUAUUUGGGACUUACAAUUUCUUCUAAUGAUUGGUUUAGUUUUGCAUACAGUUUGGCAGCUGCCCUUAUAGGUGGUUUACCUUCAGAGUAUGGUUAAUGAAUGAGAUGUUCUUUGAGGGAUGUGCAAGUUGGGGUCAGGUGCAUUUGUGCCAGUGUAAAGGAACUUUAAGGCAGUGCAUCAUGUUGAUGAUGGUUGGAGGCAAAGGUGCCGAGUUGCGCCCAACAUUGGGGUACCCAUCGUUCGUGCAUGAUGUCACACGCACAUGGCCCCCCAAACCAGUUAGGUCAACUCACCCCUACCCCACCCCCAUCUUAAGUUGUCUUUGUUUGCGCUGUCUCAAGGCUAAGGCUGCCUUAGCGAGGCUAAUUCUUCCCCCUUCGUGGGGCUUGCUGACGUGCUUUAGUGCAUCCCUUUGAGUUUGCCAGGGCGCCUUCUUGGAGGGCGCCCUGGCAAUCAUCAAAGGGAUGAGCUGGGAUGAAGAUGUUUUGCCCCACCACAUCCCUGGUGGAGGACGCACCAGGGCAAAUACAGUUCACCCCACCAUGUCCCUAGCACACCUUUCAAUAAGUAGCCCUUGCAAUCCUCAAAGGGAUGCACCAGUGCGAAGAUCCCUAGCCCACAAAUAUUGAGGGGGCUGAGGACAGCUUGGCCCCUGGGUUUGUCAUGCUUGUUUGGAGGUGACAUUUGGUGCAUGAGAUGGCAACUGGAAUGGGGAGGUGAAUGAAUGUGAUGUCUGUGGGGCAGAGGUUUGAAAUCCGUACUAUAACUGCUAGGGAUCUAUGAGAAGGCAUGGGUUAAAGUGAGGCACAGUCUCUAAGAAGCAAAACCCUGAACUGGUUCCUGGAUGAAGUGCAACUUCCUGAGGUAGCUUUAGGCAAGCUGUAUCUCUUGGGCUCAUGCUUCCAAAGAAGAAGGUGGUGGGUGGGGACUGGAAGAAACAAAGUCACUGUGAGGAUCGGUACACAGGAACAGAUGCAUUGUGUGAAGUGUAACUGAGGCUGUGUACACACUAACCCAUUUGCAGCACAAAAAUGUAGUUUUUCACAAUUUGGAAUUAUUCAAGUUUGUCCUCAGCAUGCCUCUUCCCGUCUUGAUUGAUUUGCGAUCCUGUCAUCCACAAGGGUGGGUGUGGUUAAUUUAUAUGCUUUUGAAAACCCUCCCCUUGAUUAGGUUAUCCAUUCCUUUUCCUUCCUGCACUUGUCCAAGGUGAAUGAAGGAGGAAGUGGUGAUCUUGGUAUGUACCUAUCUGGUAUCUUAUUGGGCAGGUGUGGAUACACACACACACACACACACACGGCCCAUUCCUACAUCUGUUUUCAAGUGGACAUACUGUGAGGUGGUGCAGAAUCAAUCCACGUUAAGUUUUUAUUUUCAGAAUGAAGCCAGAUUUUCAGGAAGUGUUUUUCAGGGGGGCAAGUGUAUAUGUAGUAGAGUUUUAUUGCACAUGGGCUACAUAGAAAAAGCAAGUACACAGUCUAUUGUUUCUAGAAGUCACAUGUUGUGUUUAUGUAGCCUGAGCAUGGUAAUCAUGCUAGUGAGGCAAAUGGGAAGGAGCGCAUUGCUCAGGUGUUACAGAUUGGGAAAUGUGCAUUGACUUUAGAUGGGUUGUGUAGGCAGGGAAUAGAGAGCAGCAGCUGCUGCAAGGGAAGUGGAUGUGAAUUGGUUUAAACUAGAUGGAGCUUAUGGGAGGGUAGUCAAGCUUCGGUGGGAUAUUUAUGAAAAGAUAAAUCUAUGCCAUCCUCCAGUCAAUGGAUUGAGGAUAUGACAACACUCACAACUUAUGAACUGAUUGCUUGUAGACGUAGACGGUAUGUGGACAAGUAUAAUGUUAUUAGGAAUACGUUUAUUAAAAUGCAGUUGUACCUCAUAAGUUGAACGCUUUGCGAUUCAAAACUUUCUGGCUCCUGAACACAGCAAACCCAAAAGUGAGUGUUCCAGUUUGCGAAUGUUCUUUGGAACCCAAACGUCCGACAUGGGUUCUGUGGUUUCUGAACAUUUUGGAAGUCAAACAGAUUGACUUCCGAGGUAAACUGUAUAGUGGGUUAUAAAUAACCAUAUAUGUAUUUGGAUGAUAGUAACAUUUAUAUACAUAUGUACUCGUCUAGCAUAUAUGGAAUUGUAGUUGUUUGCAUAUAUAGUGACAUAAUAUACCUUCCUCCCCUUUUUUCUUUUUUAAAUUCACUUUUUAUUUCCAUUUUAUUUUGUUCAGUUGACAUAUUCUUAAUAAAAAAUAGUAAUAAAAAAGCUGGGGUGGGAUAUGACUGUUGGAGUGGUGUUUUGAGAGGAUCACGGGGUGUUAGACUGGUCAGUAUGGCAGCAUGGAGGGGAUGCUACCAAGUUGAGUCAUGACAUGUACCAUUUGAGUGAGGCUUUGUGGUACAUUAAUCUGCGUGGCAUGACUGAUGUGGGUUUGGGGAGUUGAGUUGUGAGGCAGUAACUGGAUUUGAACAGCAACCAUGUGAGCAUGUACACACAUAUAAUAAUAAUUUACAUAAUUUUAUAUGCCGCCCACCCGACUGGCUUACCCCAGCCGCUCAGCAAAAUAUAUGUAACCUGAUCCAUGAAUCAGGGGAAGCUUAGCAUGAGAGCUAAUGCAGAAAGCAGAAUCCAGCUUGGGCCUGUAUCACAGGCGCUGGGAUAGUCAGGAGAUGCAAACAGGAAAUAUGGGUCAGGAAGGGUUGCCAUGUGGUAAGGAUAGCGUGCAAAGGAAAAGCAACAGAUUAGCCUUGAAAAUUUCAAAUAAAGGCAUGAUGGGAAAUUGAGUGUUAGUCCAAGUUUUUGUGGAUCCUGUGCUGAUCUCAUCUUAUUUCACCCCGUGGUCCUCUACCCCAGUCUCAAAAUGCAGCUGCCUACCCACAUGCACUGCAUUCGUUUCCAUUGCCCCAACUCUCGCAUUUCUUGUUUCCCAUUUGUGUGUUCCUGUGGCGGUUUCUCUGUCUUUUGACCCAAUUUCUUCUUGGUUUACUCUGUAAAAUAUCAUGUAUGCUUUAUCAAUACGUUGUUGUUGUUUAGUCGUUUAGUCGUGUCCGACUCUUCGUGACCCCAUGGACCAGAGCACGCCAGGCACUCCUGUCUUCCACUGCCUCCUGCAGUUUGGACAGGCUCAUGCUGGUAGCUUCGAGAAUACCAUCCAACCAUCUCAUCCUCUGUCGUCCCCUUCUCCUUGUGCCCUCCAUCUUUCCCAACAUCAGGGUCUUUUCCAGGGAGUCUUCUCUUCUCAUGAGGUGACCAAAGUAUUGGAGCCUCAACUUCAUGAUCUGUCCUUCCAGUGAGCACUCAGGGCUGAUUUCCUUAAGAAUGGAUAGGUUUGAUCUUCUUGCAGUCCAUGGGACUCUCAAGAGUCUCCUCCAGCACCAUAAUUCAAAAGCAUCAAUUCUUCGGCCAUCAGCCUUCUUUAUGGUCCAGCUCUCACUUCCAUACAUCACUAUUUAUCAAUACAAGCACACCUUAUUAUAUUGCAUGUCAAAGAUAUUGCUCCUUACGAGGACAUGGGCAGUCUGGCCACUUCCAGGGGAAGGAAGUCCUCCACUAUUCUGCUUCUGGCCACGGGAGUGGAGCUGACUGGGGCUGGAACUGGGCUUUCCCCCUCUCACUCCUGCAGCCAGCAGGACUUGGCAUAAUAGACUACUAUAUAGUGUAAACAUCACUUUUAUAUGCACUAGCACUGGGGAACAAAUAAUAAUAAUGCUUAACUCGCUUUAUUACAAUACUUGCUUUAUUGAGAGUGGUCUGGAACUGAACCCACAAUAUCUCCAAGGUAUGCAAUGCAGUGGUACCUCAGGUUACAGACACUUCAAGUUAGACUCUGCUAACCCAGGAAUAGUACCUCGGGUUAAGAACUUUGCUUCAGGAUGAAAACAGAAAUUGCACGGCGGCGGCAGCGGGAGGCCCCAUUAACUAAAGUGGUACCUCAGGUUAAGAACAGUUUCAGGUUAAGAACGGACCUCUGGAACGAAUUAAGUUCUUAACCUGAGGUACCACUGUAGAACUAAAUGUAAUAGAACUAAAAUGAAUAUUAAUUCAUAUAGUGUUUAACUUCACAUAAGGAUCAGAGAGGGAAUCUUCCAGGAAAUUGCGCACACACACAUACAGUACCUUUGAGAUAAAUUUCUGUACUGUGAAAAAAGAGUCACUUCAUUAUCUGUUUUGCUAGAAAACAGGAGGUGUAACUAAUCCUGCAAUUUUUAAUGUGAUUUGCUAGUGUAGUUUUCAGGUUUUGUGCAAAUCUGAGGGGUCAAAGGGGGAAACAGUUCAGGAACAUGCUUGAACUAGUUAGGGGCACAGCUGGAGAGAAAUGAAAGCAUUGACGGAAUCAGUGUGUGUGGAAAAGGGGAGUUGCAGAAAGUGGUAAUUCAUCUACCCACCCAAAAACAGAGAAGUAAAUUGCAACCCUGAGUGCUGUGUUUUGGAACCCAAUUUUCCCCAGUUCAUUAGUGGGUAAACCUGUAUUUAGAGGGGGAAAGCGAUGAGAUCGGUGGCAUGUUUGGGAACUGGCUAUUCUCCCACCCUAGGUUUCUAUGUGCAGGGAUUCUUGUCUUUGGUUUUAUACAGAAAAACCUUUGGACUUGUGAGUUUGAAGUGGUGUAGUUAAGAGGCAGGUUGCUCGUGUGAGAAUCAGUCCCCUGAGGAGCGGAAACGCCCCUCUGUUGUUCAAAUCAGCCCCCGUUAUAGCAGUUACAGAUGCAGAUAAGAUUAUUUCUCUGUUUUAUGCCCAUGGGGAAAGGGAUAGGGAUUGCGUGGCUCUUCCAGAGGCUGUUGGACUCCCAACUCUCACCAGCCCCUGCCAGCAUGGCCAACAGGGAGGGAUGAUGAGAAUUGCACUUCAGCAAAGUUAGGAGGGCCAGAGGCGUUUGAGCUUCCUUUGGGAACAAUGAAAGUACUGCAUCUGCCUGCAUUUUUUGUAUGUUUACAAGUGGGCAUUCAAGCUGUGUGUGUGAGUGAGAGAGAGAGAGAUACAUAUAUGCUUUCCUUCCGCCUAUUCUUAUCUCUUCCUGACGCAGCAAAAGUUGAGAGGGAGGUGUUGAGGGUGUGAGAGAGAGGUCUUUUGUUUUAGCAUUGGUGGAAACUCAUGAAAUGGCGUUUGGAGAAUUAUGCCUUCGGCUUUUGCAUCUGUAUUCUGGAGAGCACCAAAGCAGUGCAAUAUACCUAUCUUGUUUUCCCAAUAACCCUUCAGGAUAGGCUGUUCCUAUUUGAUUUAGCUACAUCCAAAGUUGCUCUAUCACUGUCAUGUGGGUGUGAUUGGAAUACAGGGUUGUUGUUAUUGUUGUCGUUAUUGUUUUGCAUCUUACAGUUAAGCUAUUGCAGGGGCAGGGAACCUCUAGCCCAUGGACCCGCGAGGCCCUUUCUCCACACCUGAUGUAGUAUGAAAUGUAAGGUUUGGGUUGUGUAGCUGCCAACGCACAAUCAGAAGCCUUAAGCCUAUUUUUAUUUUAACUUUUUGAAAGUCUUGAAUUAGCGUUCAUUUUUCUUACAAUUUUACUGUUUUAUUGUUUUUGUAAAUUACUUUGAGGUUGUUGUUUUUUUUUAAAAAAGCCAUGUAUCAGUUUUUUGAAAUGCUGCCGAACUCCUUCACAUGCCCAGUGCUUGUAGAACGCAGGCUUUGGUUGUAUUGCAUGUUUAGGUAAAGAUAAAGGGACCCCUGACCAUUAGGUCCAGUCGUGGCCGACUCUGGGGUUGCGGCGCUCAUCUCGCUUUAUUGGCCGAGGGAGCCGGCGUACAGCUUCUGGGUCAUGUGGCCAGCAUGACUAAGCCGCUUCUGGCGAAACCAGAGCAGCGCACAGAAACUCCAUUUACCUUCCCACCAGGGCGUUACCUAUUUAUCUACUUUGCACUUCGAACUGCUAGGUUGGCAGAAGCUGGGACCGAGCAACAGGAGCUCACCCCGUCACGGGGAUUCAAACCACCGACCUUCUGGUCGGCAAGCCCUAGGCCCUGUGGUUUAACCCACAGCGCCACCCGUGUCUCUUGCGUGGGAGGGUUCUUUGUGCGUAUUGCAUUGCAGCCACAGACACAAACACACAAUUUCGAGGAGACAACCAACCACUCAGCUGAGUAGAGUUUGGAUCAGGGAACUGUCCCAGAUGCAACCGUCAGUCUAAGCUAGAACGAUGAUAAGUUGUUCUUCCAGGGCCGCUGGGUGCUGAGGUGGCUAUAGAAAACGGGACUUAUUCAAGCAAAGCAGAAUGGAGAAUUGGGUUAACAGAUGUUAGCCCCACUGGUUUUUCUUAGACUUGCUCCCUAGUAAGUGUGCAUAGGAUCACAGCCUUAACUACAUAAUUAGGAAGUGCUUAAAUGGAAAAAAACAUUUCAUAAGUUAUUCUCCAAAGACUUCAUAGGAAAGUUUGAGGAAUAAAUAUUUCCGAUCUGUCUUGUGUGCCAUAAGCUUGUUCUACGUCUUUCCAGUGAGUCAUGGGGGGUGCAGGGAGCACAGGAGGGAAAGACCUGUUUAUUGCACAUGAGGGAAAAUCAGUAAUGAUUUUUUGUUGUCAGUGUUUUAAGUGUGGUUUAGUGCAGCAAGUACUAGCCUUAAAAUGUAGUUUGAUUAGUAAAAUAUGUUGUUAUACACAAGGACAAAGUGAUAGCUAAUUUUAUUGCUAUAUAAUAGCUUGCAAAGCUAGAAAUCAUCAUCUUCUUUUUUGUCUUGAGGUUGAAACAAAUUUGUUUCUUUUAAUGCAGGCACAAGGAACCUCUGGCUCUCCAGAUGUUCCCAAACUACAACUCCCAUCUUUCCUGGCCAUUAGCCAUGCUUGUUGGAGGUGAUGGGAGUUGUAGUUCAACAACAUCAGGAGGGCCAAAAGUUCCCUACCAGUGUUUUAAUGGAUAUCUUUGAAUAACAUAAUACUUGUUUUUUUAAAGCGCACCCAAAAUGAAGAUGGAGAGGCAUCUGUUGUUGUUGAAAAUGACCAUUAUAUGGAAGACUUCUUCCAGCAGGUAAGAUGCAUGCAAGAGACUACCAAGAAGGAGCUACAUAUUGUAAUAAUCAUAUUUAUUUAAUGCAGUAAAUCAUAGAAUUGUAGAGUUGGAAGGGACCCCUGUGCUUGGCACUUAUGAAGGCUGCAAAGCUUGCUCAGCAUGCAUCCCUUUUCAAAUGCCUGACAAUCAGCUGGUUGACGGGUGUUUGGGAAGUGCUGCAUACAGGGAUGAAUUACCGUAUUUUUUGCUCUAUAAGACUCACUUUUUCCCUCCUAAAAAGUAAGGGGAAAUGUGUGUGCGUCUUAUGGAGCGAAUGCAGGAUGCACAGCUAUCCCAGGAGCCAGAACAGCAAGAAGGAUUGCUGCUUUCACUGCACAGUGAUCCCUCUUGCUGUUCUGGCUUCUGAGAUUCAGAAUAUUUUUUUUCUUGUUUUCCUCCUCCAAAAACUAGGUGCGUCUUGUGGUCUGGUGCGUCUUAUAGAGUGAAAAAUACGGUAUCUCUACCACCCUACCCUCAUGGACCAGCUUUGAUAGGUCUCUAUCAAUCGAUUCCAUUACAAUGCCAGAUAACUGACAGGUGGAUGGUUGCAUCCACAUGUCAAAGUCGCAGCCACCCACAGGGGACAGGGGCAUAAAUAUCUUGCCCUCCUGGUCAAAAAGGUCCCCCACUCUUGGUUUUGGAACCUCUGAACUUGGGUUUGAAGAUGAGUUCUGGGUGACAAAGGUUGGCCUAUGUUAACCAAAGUGAGUUCCAAAAAUUCUGUGUUCCUAGUUUAAAAGUAAUUCUCUCCUUGCUGUUUUCCAACCUUCAUCUCAGUCCUGGCAUAUGUAUAAGAGAACCAUCACAACUUGGUGAAGUAAUGAUCACCUUUCACCAGCAAUAUAUUUCCUCUUUCUUUGAUCAGGGCUUCUGUAACUUACCUGGGCGGGUAAUAAAUUAAAUUAAUUUGCCCCCUCCCAACAUUUUUAAAUUGUAAUAACUACAAAUAGACUCAGAAAAAAAGAAAAGAAAGAAAAAAUAGUUUUAAAAGAAAAGCGGGGAGUUGUCAAAGUUGGAAAUAAAGGAAUAUGCAGUUUACUAAGUAAAUAACAAAACAUAUUAAAGGGAAGGGAAGUGUGGCCUAAAUCAAAACAAUUACAUACUUUCAUUUCACACAACCCCAACCGUCAACAGUACUCAUUCCAAACACUCGCAUAGACCUGUGGUACCUGACACACCUGAGCCACUGUGUUUGUAUAUAAAAUAAAAUUAGACCAAACGACGAGCAAGUGAUCUCAAGCACUUUGGCCCCUGAUCACUUUUAACUUAUGUGAGACUUUUUUUUCCAAGAAGGGCAAUUUGCCAAGUCUUGGAAUACCAGUAGUCCAGAUUAUUGAGAUCAAAUGUCUUCCAAAAUGUGACAAUUGUGACAUGGGUUGCUGUCAAAAGAUGUGAAAUCAGUUCCUUGUUAUUUGGGUCUCGAUCGGAAUCUGUGAACAAAUUCAAAAGAGCCAGACAGGGGAAGGAUGAAUCGUAGAAUUCUAGAGUUGAAAGGGACCACGAGGGACGUCUAGCCACAACCUCUGGCAAUAUGGGCAUCUUUUUGUCCAACUUGGGGCUCGAACCCUUGACCCUAAGAUUAAGAGUCUCAUGCUCUACUGACUGAGCUAUUCUAGUUGCUCUCAGAAUAUACUUUUCCUUUGAAGCACUCCUAUCACAUUGAAAUAAUGGAUAACAUAACAUAUUGUGAAAAUGUCUUGGAUAAAUUUGUGCAAUAUUUUGAUUGUAGCUUGACUUACAGCCCGUGCUUUUUUUCCUUAAAAAAUGUUUAGGGGCACUCUCAUUUUCCUACUCAUAUUGAAAUUUGUUGUUUAGUCGUGUUCGACUCUUCAUGACCCCAUGGACCAGAGCACGCCAGGCACUCCUGUCUUCCACUGCCUCCCACAGUUGAAAUACUUGCCCCUUAAUGAGGCCAAACUUAGAUUUGCAAAAUGUAUAGGGGUAUGCAUCCCCCCAGAAAAAAUCACUGCUUACAGCAAACUGUAAUAUGGGUUUUCUGGGAAAUUUCUGAUACCCAAGAGAUUAGUCCCAUUUAGCAUGCUUAUUUUACUUGUACUUGGUAAACAAAGCUAAAAACGUCUGAAACAACCAAGCUUGCCUAAUAUUGUAUCAGCAGUUGGUGUCCAGUCAUUAUUACUGAUAAACUUAUGAAAUGGAAAAUACCCUGCUUCACUGACAGAAAAGGGGUGUGUUGUUGUUCCUCCUUGUUCUAGGAUAUCAUCUCUUGCUAGGCGCUACCUAAUGGACCCACUCAGACAAAUGAACUGUGGAUUUAGUAUUGCAACAGAUUAUUGGCUCAUUGUGAUUAGAAGCAAAGCUACCUCUCCCUUUGCUGAAUUUAUUCAUUUCUCUCUCUCGUUGAUGUUCUCUUUAAAGGUUGAGGAAGUUAGAAAGUACAUUACCAAAAUAGCAGACGUUGUGGAAGAAGUGAAGAAGAAGCACAGCGUUAUUCUUUCUGCCACACAUCCUAAAGACAGUAAGCUUUUCAUUUUGUGACUCUGAAAAUGCAUGCUCACUGAAUUUGCAUGAAAGGUUAUAGUCUGUGAUGGGUUAGCAAGUGAAGCUAGAAUAGAAUAGAGAGCUAAGUGGGGGAUGCUUGUGUAAUCUCACUGUAUACAAGUUGUACAAGUGACAAUAAAGUUUUUUAAAAAAAAAAAACAAAAAAAGGCAAGGCAAGCCUAUCUUGGAAAGGUCCAGGUGUUUUCUGUGGGUGGCAUCACUUCCUCUGUAACCUCUUUGGUGCUUGUGCAUACUAGAAUCUGUGUACCACACCUGUCCCCAACAACCAGUGCCUGCGCAGGAAAGUGUGUGCUUCUCAGUGUGGCAUUCUGCCUUGAUGGGGGUCAUUAGGGGCAUUUUAUUUAUUUAUUUGCUUUCCCCCUUUUGUGGAUGCUGUGAGAAAGAUUCAUCAGGCCUUAGCCAGCUCCUGCCAUUUCUCACAAAAUCCACAAGGAAACUUUGGUCUCGGCGUAAUGUUUGCUACACAUGGCUCUUUUGCAGGAAACAUUCCAAGGUGCUCCCAAGGAGGGGAAAAGUUUAUGGUUUUGAUCUGAUCCUCUGGCUCCCUAAAUGCUUUCUAUAUGGCCAGGGGGCAGUCAGCACAUCUAGUUUCACAUUUUGUGGAGCUAGGUGGAUAAGCUUCUCCCAGACUUCUGCUCUAUUCUGCAGGUUGUGGUGUUGGAGUGGUCCACACUAGUGAUGUUAAAUUCUCAAGAAUAAUCUAUUGGAGAAUAGUCUCAAGAAUAUUCUCGAUUAAUGAGAAUAUUAGAGAAUUUACAUUUAAAAUAGGAGAAUAUUCAUUUUAAUGCAUUGAAAAUUACAUAAAUAGUUAAUAUACCUGUUUAUUCAUGGGUAAACUUGUUCAGAUGUCAACCAAAACCUGUACAGAUACAUUUAUUCAAUGGGGCAAUGCAGUGAAUUACAUUCUUAGAUUUUUUGCACCAAACUUGAAAUUGAAAAUUCAACGUGAAUGACUCACGUUAAUCACUAAGCCUGCCACUAACCAUAUGUUUACCAUCAACUUUGAAUUCUAUUUAUGUUGUGUAUGUAUGAAGUGUAGCUUUUAAAGUGGAAGGAAUUAAAAAAAAACUCCUCAGGUCCGCUACAUGAGUACAUUCUUUAAUAAGCAUAUCUACAUGGUACUGUAUUUUCAGUGCAACACUAAUAAAAUCAAUAUAAAUUUUAAACUAAAUGCUAUUAUUUCCAGUAAAUAAAACACAAAUGGUUUUAUUAUGCCCAAUGCCCAGUUAUGUAACUGGAUAAAAAAAAAAUCAUUAUUCAUUACUUACACUGGCAAUAUCACAGCUCGAUUUAUUAUUUACUAGGUUUUUUAAAUGUGGGUUGGUUCUUAUGUUAGAAUUUACAGUUUGUGGAGAAUAUUCUCCGGAAAGAAUUUUCUAGCAGAGAAUAUUCUCAAGAAUAUUCUCAUUCUCGAGAAUAUUCAAUAGAAUAUUCUUACCUCACAUCACUAGUCCACGCCAUACCAUGUAAAAAACAAAAAAACCCACACCCACUUGCACCUUGCAAACAAGAGUAGCAUAUCAGGAGAAGGAGUGCCAGGCCAGCUUUUAUGAAGAAGGAAGAUGCAUCUUGUAACACUUGUAGGGACUGGGCUGGAAAAGGAGGAUGUGAUGAUGAGCUUCUCUUUCCCCAGAGAGCAAGGCUGGCUAGGUUGCUUUGGCCUGAGGGCUGCAUUCACCCUUGGCCAACCCUCGGAGACUCCAUGCCAGCAGCAAGUGUUGCUGAAAGUGGGUGUGACCAUCUCACACUCUAACCAGCAUGCUUGCAUACACAUGGACAGAGACAUGCACACACGCAGGCACACAGCCUCCCCUUGCCUCUGCUGAUCCCUGCCCUGUGUUGUGCAUGAUUUGUUUUUUAUACUGCAACCAUAAAGAAUUGGUGCUGUAUUGAGGUCAUGUUUAAAAAAUUGCACGAGCCCGAACUGAGGGACUCCAUCCAUUGAGGCCUGCCUCAGCCUGAUAGUGCUGGAAUAACAUCUUUUAUUGUCCUGACAGAGCAAUCUAUACCUUUUCAUCCCAAAUGCUUACCUGCUGCCACCUCAGAUCUUCGGAUCAGGCCCUCCCAUCCAAACCUAGAGUCCAGAUAAAAUGAAAACGCAAGGAUUUAAGCUAGGGUAGUUCCAUCAGCAUUUGUGGGUCUAAGGCUGGUAGUGCAUUUUCACUGACACCACUAAGGCUUACUUUCAAGUAAACAUGCCUAGAGGUAAGGUAGAAUUUAUUUAUUUUUUAAAAAAGAAACUUAGUUAUUUGGAUUAACUGUGCUGUGCCUAUUGAGCACGAGACUUUAAAAAAUCCACUUGUUUCCCUAACAGUUGUGAUCAUGAGCUAAUUUUAGCUCUCUAUACAUCUAAGAGCAGAAUGAGCUAAAUGCAGCAUACACUAUUCUCUAGAGAAAUACGAAGCAGUGCUUGGUACAGUUGUUUGGCUGGCAGGGGGUGGGACGACAAUGAUCCGCUAAUGGAGGCUCAGAUAUAUAGAGCAUUGUUUUAUAAGAAAUCAUUUAAAUUUUAAACGGAUGUCUGUGGUUAUGUAAAGUAUGAAUUGAUUGCAGCUAUUUCUUGUCUGCUAGCUUGAUUUGGAAGAUGAUACAAAACUGGAAUUACUAUUUUUUAAUCACUAAUAAAGUGCAGGUGUCAAAAGAUAAGGCAGUCCUUGCCUACAGUCUCAGUGUCUAAUAGACAUGAAUAUUUAAAGGCUGUAGACCAAAUAAACCAGUAGAAAUAGACACAACACAAAAGGGAAAACGAGCAGUAAGGGUAGAAUAAAGCAAACCAUUUCAGAUUUCACUUUUCCAAUUUAGAUGUUUUGCUUAUGCUGGUCUGUGACUGUAAUAAAGUAAAUUCACUUUUUCAAGUUGCAUGAUCUCAGUGGUAUUGAAGCCAGGUCUCUCCCAGUCUUUAAGUAAACAAAUCAUUCCAGCAGUCCUUAGUCCCCUAGUUAAUGGCAGAGUCCAGAGUGUGCUUUUCCCCCACUCUGCUGUUCCAGGGCAAUUUGCAGUUGGAGCCAAAUUAUUUCUGCAGUUCUUUCUGGCUCCUAGGAGAUGGAAGCAGGCUUCCUCUAGCUCCUGUUUCUCUGCCUGUGGCCCUUGCCAUGACACAUAGGAAGCGGGGGCCUGCAACCACUUUGCAUUGACUCAGUCCAGGAUCAUUUCAGCCAUAUAGGAUGAGCCUGGAGCAGGGCAGUGUUGUUUCUGGUGCAAGGCUCUGCAGGGUCUGGGGAUCUUUUAGCCAGAAACAGCGCACCACUAUGUCUGGGUACUGUUUUCUUUCUUUUUAAUUAAUUGUUUAUUAAAGUUUUUUCAUAAUACAAGACGAUAAAAGAGACUAGUCUACAUAAGAGCAAUGCAGAAUUUGGGGGCUGUUUUCUGAGGGGCAGGAGCACUUAAUAAGCAAAGCUUAUUCUUAAGCUGUCGUUUGUCAUAAACAGCUCUAAAAGAUGUUUCAAAAUUCCUCCUUUUUAAGAAACAAAGGAAGAACUUGAAGAACUGAACAAAGAGAUCAGGAAAACAGCAAAUAUCGUUCGUGCUAAGUUGAAAAGUAAGUGCUGUUAUUGUAACAUCUAUAGCACACUAAAGGCCUGAUUCCUAAAAUACUGUGUCACAUAGCUGAGUGCAAAGUAACACAAGUCAGGCCAUAGUUGUGUAACGGUGUCAUUGGUAGGCUUUUAUAGCCUUACAGCAGGCGUGCACAACUUGCUGCUAGUCAAGCCAAACGCAGCCUACCAGGCAAAAAUAGUAGCUCACAAAUGGUCUGUUUCACACAUAGCACUAAGCUGUGGUUUGUUUAACAAACCAAGAGUUAGCUAUAAGUUAUACAGAUUACCAAGCAAACCAUGGUUUGUGUAGGCAAAGCUUUGUUCUGUUCUCCCCCCCCCCCCGGCUCCUCACUGCCUGAAUGGGUGGCUCUGUGGGUUAAACCACAGAGCCUAGGACUUGCCAAUCAGAAGGUCAGCGGUUCGAAUCCCCGCGACGGGGUGAGCUCCCAUUGCUCCGUCCCUGCUCCUGCCAACCUAGCAGUUCGAAAGCACGUCAGAGUGCAAGUAGAUAAAUAGGUACUGCUCUGGCGGGAAGGUAAACGGCGUUUCUGUGUGCUGCUCUGGUUCGCCAGAAGCAGCUUUGUCAUGCUGGCCACAUGACCCGGAAGCUGUACGCCGGCUCCCUUGGCCAAUAAAGCAAGACGAGCGCCGCAACCCCAGAGUCGGCCACAACUGGACCUAAUGGUCAGGGGUCCCUUUACCUUUACCUUUAGUACUGCCUUCCAGUGCCAUCCUUCCUUUUUUCACUGGCCAACUGCUGCCGAGGAGGAAACACGUCACAUAACGAUAGUGGUUGCUAUCGCUGACAGCCUGGAACUGCAGAAACGAGACUGACCACAGGGUGGUGGGCAAAAUUUGACUCCAAGGGCCACAGGCUGCUUGCAGGCCUGCUUCACAGCGACAGCAAAGAAGUCAGUGUAAAGAUUCACAGAGGCAUGGUGAGCAGCAUAUGGGGCAGUUUGUAUCUGGCAGGUAGAAUUUUUUCUUUUUUUUUAAAGUUCCAGCUUCCAUUCUAGUAACAAUGUGAGUUUCCCCUAAAGGCUCCCUUCUUCUGUCCCCACUGCAACGAAAGGUAACUGCUAUUCUUCAAACAAAUUGCGGUCAUACCUUGGUUCUCUGACGGAAUGUGUUCCGGAAGUCCGUUCGACUUCUGAAAAUGUUUGAAAACCAAGGCGCGGCUUCGGAUAGGCUGCAAGAGCUUCUUGCACUCAGUCAGAAGUUGUGGAAGCUGCGUCGGACGUUUGGCUUCCGAAAAACGCUCGCAAACUGGAACAAUCACUUCCGGGUUUGCGGCGUUUGGGAACCAAAACGUUUGAGUCACAAGGCGUUCGAGAACCAAGGUACAACUGUAUAUUAAAAAGUAGAAAUGACCAUCAGCUGUAGAGUCACCUUCCAGAUUCUUGAUAAUAUAAUGAUUAUUACGAAAAUUGCAACAGCAAGCAUAGCAGCUGGUUCUUUCCAGCUAGCCACUUGUUUCCAAGCUGGCCCUCCAGCCUCUGUUGUUUCAAACUAACAAAUGGUGCCUGCAACAGAAAUUUGCAGCGCCGGGUCCUCCUGUUUAGAGUUCCAGCUAGUCAGCCAGCUGUGUUCUCUUCUAGGAUUUUGCAUUUUUCUCCUCCUUGUCAAUUUUCCUAUGCCCAACAGACAGCAUUCUGUACACACUGGGCAUCCUCUGUCUUCAUUGAAUAGCUUUUGUUGUGUCCACCCCAGCCCAGCCUUUUAAAGUUAUUUAAGAAAAAAUAAUUGAUACUUAAAAUUUGAUGCCCCCCUCCUGGCCUGCUGCUAUCUCCCUCUUUCUUGUGCAUUAUAGUGCUGUUUUGGCUAAAUAGGGUUAGGCUCUUAGACGAUCCAUUUGCUAUUUAUAGGAUUUAAUUCUUGACUGAGUUUUGAUUCUGUAGGAAAUGUAAUUUUUUAAUGCAAUUUCCAUUUUUAUGGUAGGGAGUGAAGGGUAGUAACUGUGUGUGGCAUCUUAAGUUCCACGAAUUGCUUUUGUCUGUUUUGCAGCUAUAGAACAAAAUUUAGCUCGACAUGAGAAUGUGAAUCGAACUUCAGCUGAUGUCAGAAUACGAAAAUCACAGGUAUGGUACGGCUGGUAGGUGCCCUGAAGAGAAUUUUAAAGAGAGAGAGAGAGAGAUGUGUGUUAGGAAAUGGUAGCUCUUUUCUGCUUGAGUUUAUGGUUUAUUUUCUCAUUAUUUUGUGUGUGUUCAAAAUAAUUCAGUUUGAAAGUUAAGUCCCCCGCAAGCACUAAAAUGGGAAACAAAGGGGAUGAUUCACAGAACUAGAUGCCUGGAUGUGAGCUGUGCUGCAUCUGGGUGAGCAGCAAAGCAGUCAUUAGACAGCUCCCCACUGUCUUGAGGCUGCCAGCAUGACCCUGCACAGCUGUUUCCCUUUAGAGCUGCAAGGUCUGCACUGGUCCAAUGUCAGUUCUUUGCUAUCCUCCCAAAGUGGGUUGGCCUGCUUUUGGAACAAGCAGUGCAUUCUGCAUAAUUGUAAGUAAGUAAAUAACUAAAUUUUUAUGUACCGUAUUUUUCGCUCUAUAAGACGCACCUAGUUUUAGAGGAGGAGAACAAGAAAAAAUAAAUACUCCCCCUCUCUGCGCAGCGCCUCUCCAGCAAAGCGGGAGGAGAAAUGGAAGGGGCUCUGUUUCUCCUCCCACUUCGCUGAAGGGGCGCUGCGCAGCUCUCCCUCUCCGCGCAGCACCUCUUCAGCGAAGUCAGAACAGCAAGAGGGAUCGCUGCGCAGUGAAAGCAGCGAUCCCUCUUGCUGUUCUGGCUUCUGGGAUACCUGCGCAGCCUGCAUUCGCUCCAUAAGACGCACACACAUUUCCCCUUACUUUUUAGGAGGGAAAAGGUGCGUCUUAUAGAGCGAAAAAUACAGUAUACCCUGCCCUCCCUGGCCAAAACUGGGCUCAGGGCAGCUAACAUCAAAUAUCAAAUACAUUAAAACACAAUGAAACAAUUGAUUAAAGUACAGCUUAAAAAUUAGAAUCAGGAUAAAAUUAAAUGACUGCCCACGAAUUACAGCCAUAGGGGUCAGGAACCUCAAAUAUUCCUCGGGGCCAGCUAUCCAUGUUGGUCCCACAUGAGCUGAUAAAAUGGCCAAAGAGAUAACUUACAGGAUCCCAUAGAGGGGGGGUCAAACUGGGCCCAGACCGAAGGCCAGGCGGAACAGCUCCGUCUUCAAAAUUGGCUUCAAAAUUGCAAAGGCUACAGUAGCUAUGCUCCAGACUACUAGUUUCAUCGUCACCCAGUCUCCCCAGGGAACCUUGGGAACUGUAGUUCUGUGAAAGAGCCAGUGGGAUCGCAAACAACUCUCAGCAUCCUGCUAAACUGCCCUUUGGGGAUGGGGUGGGCUCAUAGGUAUGUGGAAGAGCAAUAUGCUUUACAUAUAAAAAUAAGUCCUAAAAGUAACUUUGCAAAUGUUAUUUAUAUCUAAUCCCAGCAUACAGUGUUGGCCCGGAAGUUUGUGGAGGUCAUGACAACAUACAAUACAACCCAGACAUGCUUUCGGGAACGUACCAAGGAUCAGAUACGGCGGCAGCUAGAAAUAAGUAAGGGAUUUCCUUUAUUGCUUAGUACUGCUGAAAGCUUUUCUGUGCUGUCAGGAUUAUGCAGGCAGUUAAGAAAAUAGCCAUCUAUAAUAGCUGAUCUCCUAAACAAAAGAAGUGGUUUUUAAUUUUGUAUAUGUCAUAAACUGCUUACAUAUUUUUUAUGAAUAGUGAGAUACAAAUAUAUUUAUAAAUAAAAUGCAUAUAUACAAAAAAUGCUAUACAAAUGAGAACUUUGCAAUAAAAUUUGCAGAAUGGGGCAACAGGGUUGUUAACUGCACUACUUCCUUGAUCCAUACAUGAUUGUGGUGAUAGUCCUGAAUAAACUGAAUGCUUGUUCUUCUGUUAACUAGGGCUGAUCCCACCCCUUCCUCAGUGCCAGGCAAUCUGACAUAUAAGAUGCUUGCAGCUAGAAAAACGUACUACCAGGAUGGUGAACUUGCAGCUCUCCAUAAGUUGCUGGAAUGCAACUUCCAGCAUCAUCUCACCAUUGGCCAUUCUGGCUGGGGCUUAUCUGAUUCAGGAGUCCAGCAGCAUUUGGAAGACUGCAUGAUUCCCAUCCCUGACUUUUUCCCAUCCCUGCUUUCUGUAGCACGAGAACUGAACACGAUUAGCAAUUUAGAUCCGUUUUUUCCAGCUCUCAGGGUGGCUUACAAUUAAAAUCCACCCCAAAAUACAAUAAUAGUUGUGGAUAGGCUGGUGCUUGUGUGUGUCAGAGCCAGUAUGGUGUAGUGGUUAAGAGCCGUAGUUUCGUAAUCUGGGGAACCGGGUUUGAGUCUCCGCUCCUCCACAUGCAGCUGCUGGGUGACCUUGGGCCAGUCACACUUCUUUGAAGUCUCUCAGCCCCACUCACCUCACAGAGUGUUUGUUGUGGGGGAGGAAGGGAAAGGAGAAUGUUAGCCGCUUUGAGACUCCUUAAAGGGAGUGAAAGGCGGGAUAUCAAAUCCAAACUCUUCUUCUUCUUCUUCCUCUGUCCCUUGGCAAUUGGCGACCAGUUUCUAGGUUCUUCCCUCUGGAGGAUGAGGCAGAUGAAGUUGGCAGCCAGGCAGGCAGUAAUGCAUUUGUUUCUAGUCCUCCUUAGUUGCACUUGAGAAUGUGGGAGGGUCUGCUGACGAAACUCAUUUAAACCACAGGUGGGGAGCCUGUAGCCCUCCAGUGGUUGUUGGACUCCCAACUCCCAUCAUCCCCAGCUUGCCUGGUCAAUGGUCAGUGGUGGUGGUCGUGGUGGAUUUGCAGUUCAACAACAUCUCGAAGGGCGACAGGUUUCCCAGCCCUUCUUAAAAGAUUACUGAAUAAUCAGGGGCAGAGGAAGGGGGUGCGGUGAGUGCGGUCUGCCCCUGGUGUCACCACUGAGGGUGGUGACAAAAUGCCAGGCGGCACUUACUGCGGCACCUGCAGUGUGCCCGAGCCACACAUCUCUCCUGGGAGAGACGCGGUGGCUUGGGCACCUGCAGGCUUCGCGCUGCCCCAAACAGUCCACCCACUGCCUCUCCCUCAGCUGUACGGCGGCUGAGUGGGAGGAGGCAGGCAGACUCUGAAGGCCCUGCGGUGCGCCUUGCCCCACCCCUGGACACCCGAGCAGCUUCCUCCACCACUGUGAAUAAUAUAAGUGCUCUGAGCACUUGAAGGAAGUAAUAUAUUUUAUAUAAAUAUGCCGCAAUAAUAAUUGUUGGUAGAAGUGUAGCAGAAGCUGUCCACUUAAAUACUAAGCAUACGUCUGUUGCUCUUCUGAUGAAGUAGCUUAAGAGGAGUCAUCUCUCCACACUGUCAAUUUCCUCUUGGUGAGAGGCAGACGUUUCCUUUCAGCUUCUGAGCAAGUAGUUAUUUUGCAGCAUGUAACAAAUGGACGUCUAUAAUUUCUUACUAGCUGGAAAAAACACUUCUGAUGAAGAGCUGGAAGAAAUGCUGGAAAGUGGCAAUCUUUCUAUCUUCACUUCUGACGUAUGUAUUUCACGCCUACUUUGCUUCCCUUGUAUGUAUAAUAUUUCUGGAGUGCUUAAAAUGAAAAAAAAAGGCAGUGUGCUUUUAGAAUUAAGAAGUUCGGCUCACAGGCUUACAACCUAAAUGUCUUUCUCUCUCUGUGUGUGUACUAUUUCUCCAAUAAAUGAAAAAAUCCAAUGCAUAUUUUCUUCUUCCCCAAAGAUUAUUUUAGACACCAAAAUUACUAGAGAAGCUCUUGAUGAAAUCGAGUCACGUCACAAAGAUAUUAUAAAACUGGAAUCCAGUAUACAUGAGCUGCAUGAAAUGUUUAUGGACAUGGCAAUGCUUGUUGAGGUUCAGGUAUGUGACCAAACUAUAACUUAAUUUGUUGCAGUGCAGUAUUUUAUUAAAACGUUUGGAGCAACAGUCAAUUAAUUGCAUUGGACAAUGUGACACCCCCUCAAAAAGCACUUAGGGUGUGUCCCAUAGGGUGUGUGAUAAAGCAGCCACAAAAAUGGGAGAUGUCAUCACUAGCAGGCAAAACCCCCAAACUGUUUUUCUGUUUUGUGAGCUGCUUUUCCUUUCAUUUGAGGAAAGUAAAAAAAAAAAAGGGGGGGGUGGAAAUAAAAAAAUAUGUACAAGGGUAUUUUCAAAAUGUAAUACAUUUCUCAACUGUGCUUUGGCUGUAUGGCAUAUUUAAGGAGGUUUGAUGCAGAUUUUGUGGGUAGCAGCCAAUCGGAUACUCAGAUCCACUUUAGUUCCUUGUUCAGUUCUUUUCCUUGAGAUUAUAUAAACAGUUGCAUUCAGGUAGCUUAGUUUUUUAAUUAUUACUAAGCGUAAUAACUGCUUUCUUAUGAUUGACCAGGCUUAUAGCAAAUAAAUAAUGACUCAAGUCUCCAAGUAAUGUGAUGCUUUGGGUGGGCUCUGUGGUUUUUCAUGUUAAUUAGACUCCUAUUGGGGGCUUUUAGCAGUGCAGAAGUGAAACGUUGAAUGAGCUUUUUAACACUUUGCUGUUUAUUGCUGCUGAUAAUGUCUGCUGACGGACAGAACCGCACAGGUAACACUCCUGCAAUAUUCCCAUUUUCCCCCAUGUGCCAUUUCCGGAGUUAGUUCAUCAAACAUGAUAUCAUAUUAUAUGUAUAUAUACGGGCAUUCUAACUGGAAUUGCUUUAAAGGAAGUUCAUGCAGGGAUAUCUCAUGCCUCCAACCUAGCCCUGAACCAGCAAGGACAGUCUCCGAGUGUUUGGAGAAAACUGAAAAUCUAAACGUGCUCUCCCUUACGAAUUAGCUCUCUUGUUCAGACCUUGUUCACUAUAGCUUGCAACAGGAGAGUUUCCCAGCAGACUGCUGCAUAGUUCUGGUCUGUCUAUUCCCCCACACCAUCUUAACAGCACCUGCAUUCUGUUACCUUAUCUCCCGGUGCAUAGAGAGAAGCCUAAAAAGUAGACAUGGAACAGGAAAACCACACUACCGCCAGUGCCUUCCAUUGAGGUGAAAGGCAGCCUGGCCUCUUUCUGCCUGUUAUGCUGGCAGGCAGGAGACUUCAUUAAUCUUAAUUAAUUUCUUAAUUUUUUUAUUUAUACCCUGCCCUCCCCAGCCAGGGCCGGGCUCAGGGCAGCUAACACCAAAUAUAAAUUACAAUAAAACGUAAUAGAAAAAACAACAACAAACAAACAGUUAAUUAAAAUGCGGCUUAAAAUGCAGCCUCAUUUUUGUAGUAGCCCAUAAAUCAAGACCAUAAAGGGAGGAAACAUCAGAUAUUCACCCGAGCCAGCUGUCCAUGCUGGUCCUACAUGGGCCAGCAAAAACGCCAAGGCAAAAUUUAUAUACCAAAUCCCAUAUAAGGGGUCAGAGUGAGUCUAAGCCGAAGGCCAGGCGGAACAGCUCCAUCUUGCAGGCACUGCAGAAAGAUGUCAAGUCCUGCAGGGCCCUGGUCUCUUGUGACAGAGCAUUCCACCAAGUCGGGGCCAGUGCUGAAAAGGCCCUGGCCCUAGUUGAGACCAAUCUAACCUCCUUGAGGCGCGGGACCUCCAAACUGUUGUUAUUUAUGGACCUUAAGGUCCUCUGCGGGGCAUACCAGGAGAGGCGGUCCCGUACGUACGAGGGUCCUAGGCAGGACAUCAUCUAAGCUGAGGUGCUGUGUAGUGCGUGUCUCUGGGAUACACAUGGGGAGCAUGUGUUUGACCUGUGAAAACAUGUCUUCAUAAUAAUUAGGGCAUGCUUACCUUUUAUCUUUCUUACAGAAGCAUAGUGACUCUUACGUGCAAACACUGUACAGCCCAGAUCUGUGCAGCAGUGACCGAGUGUCAAAUCUCGUUGACCCAUGAACCCACAACACAGCGAGUCUGAUCUAGCGCUGGGUGCCAGUAGGAAGUGUAAUCUGGCUCACCUGAGGAAUAUCAGGUGUGAAUGCCAGAAAAGGGAGAACAUUCAUCCCACUGUCCCUUACAGUAAUGAGCUUGGCCCAGCGUGCUUGUGUUUGGCUGGUUCACUGUGAGAGAGACUGUUGCACAGAAAAGGCAGGUUGCAGAUCAGGGCUGCUCUUGCAUCCUUGGAGGGAAGGUAGUCAAGGACAGGUGAGGUGGAAAAACCUGAGCCUCAUUUUGCAAUGCUGGGGUGGCAUUGCAAAGGGUUUCUGUAUAGCAAGGUAGAGUGCUUUGAUUGCAUAGCUUCUCUGGCAGCCCCUUCCUCAGGGGACAUAUUGCCUUGGAGAGCAGUCUGGUGUCCCUGAAAGAGGGAGAAAUAAAUUUAAUUCGUAGGAGAUAAGCUGGUUCCUUACUCUUUAGGGAGUUGCUGGUUUGAAGCUUAUUAGCUGUGACACAUGACAAUUUUUUAAAAAGUUAUGAUUGCAGCACAGGAAGCUGUGUGGGUAAGAGGUGUGUUCGGGUGGAUGGAGAGUGUAAGAUAUAAAAUUUCCAUGUUAGAAUGCCAGUCCUAAGGAAGCAUAUCUCAUUUUUGUAGUUAUGCUUUCAAUUAUCAGUAUUUUUUUCCAUGCCUGCUUUUACUGAUGUGAUGUCCAUAUGUCUUAAGUUAAGCAUCAAAUGUACUACUAAUAAAAACCUGCCUUUUUUCUUUAAAAUGUAAAUUUCAUCACAUAAUCCAUGUUGUGCAAUCAUUUAAGUAUGUUUCUUCUCGUCCUGAGCCAUUAAAAAAAAUCUGGAAAUUUCCAGCAGUGGUGAAAUAAAGCUCUGUUUCUGCUGUAUGUUCUUGUUUUCGCUUUAAGGGUGACAUGGUCAACAGCAUAGAGAAAAAUGUGAUGAAUGCAGUCGAUUAUGUAGAACAUGCAAAAGAAGAGACGAAAAAGGCAGUUAAAUACCAAAGCAAGGCUCGCAGGGUAAGUUUUCCUGUUGGUGAGCAAGUCUUGCUUUUAUUGCAUGCUUAGCUAGCUAGCUAGAUGUCUUUUUCUUAUUUUGGCAUGACAUGCAAAACCAAGAUUGCUACAAAGCCACCUUUUCUGGAGCAGUCCCAAAUAAAUGAUCAAGUUUAAGUUGGGGAAAGCACUUUUUUGUGUGUGUCACUAUUAUUAUUAUUAUUAGUAGUAGUAGUAGUAGUAGUAUUGCAUCCUCACCGAUGGAAGGAGUUGGAGAGAGGGGCUGUUUCUCUCUUUUCUUCUCCAAACAUUUGUGUUUAUUUGUUCUAUAAACUUAAGAUUUUGUCCUAUAAACUUAAGGGUUAGAGUCCUACUCAGAGUGGAGCCACUGAAAUUGAUGAACAUGACUAACUUGGAUAUAGAACCUAAUAAAGUUACAAUGUCAGAAAUUGGCUUUGUACACCGCAGUCCUGUGCAUGGUUUCUCAGAAGUAAAUCCUGCUGUUUUCCGGUGAGGCCUUCUCAUCAGUAGUUAAGAAGAUUGCAGCUUAAUUUUUUGCGUUAAUCAGACUGAUGUUACUGAAGAAUACGCAUGCUUGCAUGGCCGCAAGGUUUCCUAUUAUAUUACUGCUAAAAUUCUUACGAAUGCCUAAUAAUGUUGGCAUCUUAUUUAUAUUAAUCUGUGCUGUAAAGCGCUCUUUGAUAUUCCGGUGGUAUAUAAACUUAAUAAGUAAAAUAAAAAUAAUAAAAAUAUAGUGCUUCAAAGUGUUAAAAGGGCCUUGCACACAUGCAUGCAUGCAUGUGCACGCACACCCUGAAAUGUUGGGAGUGUGACACAGCUACACACCCACCUUCCCCUCUUAAACAUACUUGCACAUGCUAAAUAUUUGACAUGCUACACGGCUGGGGACUAAUGGUUGCUUGUUUGCUUGCUUGCUUAAUGCACAGUCACAUAACAACUUUCGUAUGUGAACAGGCCAUUGCUGAUCAAAUACCACAGAUGCUACAAACACGAUGCAUUUCAGAAAGAGACAGCCACUAGUCAUCAAGAGAUGCAGAAUCCACAUUAUGUCUGUGCAUGUGCGAAUGGGCCUUUAGGGAAUUUGCUGGGCUACUGAAGUUUAUUUGUCACGAUUGUAGUGGACUUGCCAGAGUGUUUGGGUUUUUUAAAAAAAAGAUGCAGUGGAAACGUUGCUAAUUUAAUUGCAUGUAUUGUUACACAUUUUUUUCCAGCUUCCUUUUUCCACAAAGCCCUUCAUUAGGACUAGCACGCAAUUUUCCCUCAUUGAUGGGAACUGAAAUUCCACAGGGUGGCAUAUGUGGGUCAGAAAGUUAAGCUGACCUUAUACAGUCAGAAUGGGUUUAUUUUAAACACACUUUUUCAUUCUUUCUUUUUGACCCCAAAAUGGCUUUAUUGUUUUUGGGGCUAACUGUACAGCUCCACAUAUGAACUGGUGGGAUGUUAGUAAGCUAUUUUUAAAUUUGACACGUGGUUUUUGGCUAUUCUGUUUUGUCCUGUGGCUCUCUAGUGUGGGCAGACAAUCAGUUGUAACCCCCUCACCCUGGUAAGGGCAGCUGGUACUACUGGCAUGAUGAUGAUUUAUUAUUUAUACCCCGCCCAUCUGGAUGGGUUUCCCCAGCCACUCUGGGCGGCUUCCAACGAAAGAUUAAAAAUACAUUAAAACAUCAGUCAUUAAAAACUUCCCUAAACAGGACUGCCUUCAGAUGUCUUCUAAACGUCAGAUAGUUGUUUAUUUCUUUGACAUCUGAUGGGAGGGCAUUCCACAGGGAGGGCACCACUACCGAGAAGGCCCUCUGCUUGGUUCCCUGUAGCUUCACUUCUUGCAGUGAGGGAACCGCCAGAAGGCCCUCAGUGCUGGACCUCAGUGUCCAGGCUGAACGAUGGGGGUGGAGACCCUCCUUCAUGAUGAGUAUAUUCCAAAGAAAAGAGAAUAGGAUGGAUCGGGAUGAAAUGGUGUGGGGAUAUGCCAUGGUAACCUUCCCCAUCUCCCUCUCGCAGCCUUGCAUUUAUUUUCUAUUAAAAAUGCAAGGGGCUUCAAAGUUCAUAAGUGAUUUAUGGUCUGGGGAAAACUCUGUGCUUCUGUAUCCCACCUUGAGGUGCUUACUGUGGAAUACAUGGCGCCAUCUUGUUUUGCUGUCAAAAUUUGUGAGAGGUUAAUCUGAAAUGGUGAUGUGGCCAAGACCACCUGUGAAUUUCAGGGCUAUGUGAACUCGACUCUCCUUAACCCUAGUCAAGUAACCUGUCCUCUGUGUCAAGUGUGGGGAGAAGUGUCUCCUUCAGUUCUUGAAUUACAAGGGGGCAUGAGAGAAGGAGGUUAGCUCUCUGAAUUUUUGAUGUCCCCCAGCUACUGUUUUAGAAGAUGGGUGGUGGUAGUAUAGCUUGGUUCAACUGGGAAGAGAGUGCAUGGGGCUUGAGAGCCAGUGUGGUGUAGUGGUUGAGAGCGGUAGUCUUGUAAUCUGGGGAACCGGGUUCGCGUCUCCGCUCCUCCACAUGCAGCUGCUGGGUGACCUUGGACCAGUCACACUUCCUUGAAGUCUCUCAGCCCCACUCACCUCACAGAGUGUUUGUUGUGGGGGAGGAAGGGAAAGGAGAAUGUUAGCCGCUUUGAGACUCCUUAAAGGGAGUGAAAGGCAGGAUAUCAAAUCCAAACUCUUCUUCUUCUUCUUCCUAUGAAUGUCAUUAAAGGUCCUUACCCCUCCCACACACACCCUUGGCCUCCCUUGUUUCUGUGCUGGAUUGCUGUUCGAUGGUGGUUAUUUACAAUAGAUUGGCAAAGCUUCCUGACACCCCAUUGUUAGCAGUAGCAACCAUAAAAAUUGCUCUUUUUUUUACUUUCUCAAUUAGACUUGGCAUUUCCGAUCUGUAGUAAAUCAAAUGUAAAUUUGUAAUUGGAUACACAGUUCAUAAGAACAUAUGAAGCUGCCAUGUUCCAGGUCAGACCAUUAGGCAGCGGUUCUCCAAGGUUUUAGAGAACGGUCACUUUCAGCCCUGCCUGAAGAUACCAGAGUUGAACGUUGGACCCUCUGCAUGCGAAACAGUUGCUCUGCAAUUGAAUUUACAGCCCUUCCCAAUGUAUGGCUUUCAAGGUUCUGUGGGUAAUUGACUCUCCCUCCUGUGGCCAGGAUUUUGCAUCUGGCUCUACCAUGGCCACUAUAUUGCACCUGACUACUGCAGGGGUGGAAAACCCUUUUGGUUGUGCAGGCCUGAUCCCAGCCUUGUGGGCCAAAUUUGGCAGGUGGGCCGGGCUUGUUUUCCCUUGCCCAGUGCACAAUCAGAAGAGCGCUUUGGGGCUUCUGAUUAUGUAUUGGCAAUCACGUCUGUACCUGCCCCACACCUGAUGUCACACCUAAUGUCGAGUGUGGGGCUUGCAGGUGUGGUUUGGUGAAAAGCUGUCUCAUGGGCUAAAUUUAAACCCACAUUGGGCCAUAUUUGACCCAUGAGUUGGUUUCUCCCCCUGCUCUAGGGCAUGGCCUUGGAGGUUCCAUUAAAAAAAACCCAAAGUAGAUCCAAAAAGGCUGCAUUACACCAUACUGACUUUUUCAGGCUGGGUGGUAGAACGGUACUUGACAUUUCUGAAACGAAGCUUUUAACACCAUUUUGCAAAAUUGAAACAAUUGCCUUACUUUCCUUUGGCAGAAAAAGUGGAUAAUUCUCAUUACAGUGCUGGUGGUGCUUGCUGUACUUGCUUUAAUAAUUGGCUUGUCGGUCGGGAUUAAGUGAUGCUUCGAUAACCUCAGCAUGCAGCCUCGCUCUGCUGUUGUGCAGUAAGUACUAAUCAACUAACUUGCCGUGCAUGCUAACCUUUGUUCAUCGGUGAUAAGUGCGGUGAUUUAACACACCCGCCAAGCUGGUGGGUUACACUCAACAGCUACGUCAACCCUUAAAUGUGUUUGAGAGCAGAAGUCAUGUGCAUAGUAAGAACUGAGACACCUAGUGGCUAGCUGCUGAAUAUAUUUCCUUCCAAUGCUUCCAACAGAUUUUGGAUGGAGUGAUACCCGCUGGGACUAGAUCUGUUUUGUAUUGGUGUAGGAACACACAAGCUUGGGGGCUUACACAGAUUUCAUCAACGUGUAGAGAAAGUGAUGGACUGGAGAGAGAAUUUGGAUCUUCUGCAAAUUGCUAACUGGGCCUCUCUUGAUCUGCAUGUAUUGUAUUUUUGAUAACAUGGAUGAAGCUGCUAUUUUCCUUUUGUAAAGAUCCUUGCUAGGCAGUAGUUGAGAAUUAUGUGGUAUGUCCUGUCUCAAAACCCAUUUCCUCCGCAGGAAGCUGCCUUACACCAGAUCAGGCUGCUCAGUACUAUCUCCUUUAACACUUCCAGGGUCUCGGGUCUUUUCAGGCAGGUGAUACCUGAUCCUUGUAACUUGAAAAGUCAGAGAUUGAACCUGGGAUCUUGUGAGUGCAAAACAUAAGCUAUGCCCAUUCCCCACGAAGCCUUCCAUACAGCCUUUAACAUACAGCCCUUGGUUCUCACAACAACAAAGCAAAGGCUGAGUUGUAUAUACUGCUGCAUAUUUGAUCCCUGUGAAUAUGUGCUUUGUCCCUUUUUCUUCUGUUGCUCUAUUAAGUACCUGAAACGCUGAUGUUACCACACAAAAGAAGAAACCUCAAAAAAUGAUGCGCUGUUCCCUUCUGUUAAACAUGGUUCUGUGUAACUCCAAAUGUUUGUUGCUCCUACACCAACAUCACAGUGCUCUAGUUUCUGGUUAUUUUAUUACCAGAAAGUCCCUUGACUUUAGUUUUUACUUUAGUUUUAAUGUGAUUACCACUGAAAUUGCUUGCUGUCAGGUAAUUAUGCUUAAGUUUGGGGGUGCAUAUUGUAAAUUCUUGCAUCUUUGAAUUUAUUAAAUAAUAAUAAUCUGGGGGGUAAGCUAAUCACAGUUUUCCUCUCUUUGCAGAAAUUGGUGUUCAUAAUAAUUUGUGUAGCCGUAAUCCUUCUAAUCCUUGGAAUUGUCCUAGCAGCGACUUUCUCAUAACAAACAGCACAUUCCAAGAGUUUGGGAUCGUCUGAAUCACACAUGCAGGGAAACCAACGUGGCCUAGUUCUUGUAAAGAUGCCUUUUCUUGCCAUAAUGAAAGUUUCUUUUGCAGGAUUGGCCAUUUACUAGCUAUUUAAGUAGUCAAUAGCACUUACGUUUUACUCCUGCAAAUCGGAACCAAAUUGUAACCACGGUUGUUGUUUUUUCUUCUUCCAAACAAGAAAAAGCUGGAAAGCCUAUCAUAUGGACAUGUAACCUUAAAAGCUGCUAAAUCUUUUCUGCACUAACUAAUUUGAAGAUGAAUUCCAACUUUAGGUACAUCAGUGUUACCAGUAUAGAAUUAGGGAAUUAGUUUGUGGUUUUUUUGUUUUGUUUUUUUGCCAGAAGCAUUCAGCUUUUGAAAUUUGGCUUCGUUUUCCCCACUAUUAAUUCAUCUUCUUAGCAUAACAAUCUUGUUUAAAAUUAAAGCAGCCACGUUCUCUAAAUAACUGUUUGACUUCAAUCCUAAACACAUUUACUUUGGAGGUGGGUCGCACUGAAGCAACUGGAUUUACUCUGAAGUAAAUGUGAUUGAGAUUGAGAUGCGAAGUGGCUUUCUCUUGUCUCCAGUUUUAAUGUUGAAAAAUGGUCUUAAACUAUAGGUCUUAAGAUUUGUGUGUGAUAUUUUUAAAAAAGCAAGUAAUUUUUUAUAUUCAUUUUUAUUAGCGCCAAGGCAAACAAGUAGAAGUUGAAGUGCCUCUGUAACAGUGACCUCAUCAACUCUUUGUUUUUAAAACUUAAACUCUAUUAUGAAUAACUUUUAAUCUGUGCUAUAAAACUGUUUCUUUUUAAAGACGAUCCACUCCACUGUGAAGUUUGCUAAGUGCUCUCUCUGUGUGUUCUUUCAGAGUUUUGUUAUAAAAUGCUUAAAGGACACAAGAUUUCUUGAGAUGAAUGAGAGGUGCUCACAUAUUCUGCAGUCCAUGCUAGGGAGCCUUCCAUUCACGUCAAUGGAGGGGAGGGAAGCUUUGCAUGCUUCUUCAGCCACCUCCACUGAAGUGAAUGGGGAAGCCUUCAUGGGUGACACUGCUCCAUACACGCACCAGGGCCCAUUGGGAAAAGGAUCUUUGGGUCCACGUUCUCUUCUCUUGUGCAAGUCCUGUUAAUUUUAGCAAGACCUGCAACUGAGGCUGAUUUAGUGGGCUGUGUUCAGAAUGCCUAGUAAGAAAAUGGGCUGCAAUAAAAAAAAAUGUGAUGAUGGAGCAAAGAUACAACUGUCUUGAAGCUUGACUUAAUUUUGAAAUACUUCCAAUCUGCGGUAUGUGCAAAGGAACUCGAAUGCGCACAGAUCAGAUCUGCGUUAACAAUAUUGGGUGUAAUGCAGUGAGCCACUUCUUUGCCCAGGAGCAAAAAUCAAGGUAUUGCUUCUUUACCAUUUCUGUUUGGUCCUUGAAGAGUGGGUGGUUGAUCAAGAGAAACUGGCAUGUUUAUACUUUAAAAAUAAUAAUAAUAAUCUUAAAUAAAACACUGAUUUUGUUGGGGAAUUGGCUUCUCAGUUUCCAAAACAUGAAUGAAGUGUUUGUGACGGCAAAAGCUUCGAUCCAAAGAAAGUUGGUUGCACUGAAAUCCUACUGAAAUGAAUGGGACCUAACACACAUAACUUCCUCUGGAUUUGGGGCCAAAGUGUCCACCUGUUCGCAACUUUUAAGCAUUUCUGAAGUAACCCAAACGUUUGAAUUUUGUUGGUUAUUUUUUGUAUUGUGUUUAUUACUGUGUAAAAUAUUUGUAAGUGUAUUUUGAUUUGCUACUGUUUAAAUAUAGUAAUGUCAAUAUUUAUGCUGAAAGAGAAAUAAACUAUAAUGGGUGCCUUUUUAAAAAACCAAACCAAACCAGAAUGUGGCCUUGAAAUGCUUAUUUUUCUGUGUUGUGUGUAUAAUAGAUAUGUAUAUAUGUAAACAUAAACCGCAGGUAUAUUUUGCCUUGCAAUGGCCCCCCCCCUGUCAUUUAUUUUACUUUUUAUGUAUUUGAAAGACUUACUGUUAAACAAUUGCGACGCAUGCAGUGACCUAAAAAGGUGUCUGUAAUAGUGGCUAUUUCUGAUGUGUAUAAAUUAUUGGAGCACUACAAAUGUUCUGUGGAAAGUGUUCACCCUGAAAAUAUGGAGACUAGUAAAUAUAACAUUCCAAAUAAGUUUCUUGAUGCUUUAAAAACACCAACAUAGGAUCUCUUUUUAAAUAUAAUAUUUUUCUAAAUAUUUGAGUUGGGAGUGUGGCGUGAAGACAUUGUGUAGCAUUUCCAGGAGACUUAUUGACACAUAACCUUAAUUGUUCAUUCAUUCAUUCAUUCAUUUCUUUAAAAUGAUUGCUGAACAUCUUUUGCUAUUUAAUGCAAACAUCUGUAGGAAUAAGUUACUCACUACACGUUGUAGGAAUAAUUAAUUAUUUCUGUUAAAGUGUUUUAAAGUUCCAUUCCCUAUGUAGCCACACCUUGAAAUUCCAAGACAUGCACAUCUUGCAGAGAUUAAUUUUGGGGAGGGCGGGGGGCAGGCAGGC
Messenger RNA from Podarcis lilfordi (Lilford's wall lizard), 31982 nucleotides. NCBI's taxonomy places the organism in Eukaryota, Metazoa, Chordata, Lepidosauria, Squamata, Lacertidae. The record is from the annotation of a GenBank genome assembly.